Maniola jurtina (meadow brown) is the source of this 7162-nucleotide messenger RNA. Its product is annotated as fatty acid synthase-like. Gene Ontology annotation, biological process: fatty acid biosynthetic process. The record is from RefSeq and is a predicted model, not a curated record. Bases 81 to 7040 code for a protein of 2319 amino acids. Lineage: Eukaryota; Metazoa; Arthropoda; Insecta; Lepidoptera; Nymphalidae. Gene Ontology annotation, molecular function: fatty acid synthase activity; oxidoreductase activity. The transcript is spliced from 40 exons.
GAAAUGCAGUUAGUGUGCUUUUGGUAACACAAGAUAUCCAGUUUUUGUAAUAUUUUGGAAUUAAAAGUAAACUAGAUGAUAUGGCACCAACUCCAAAAAACUUAUUAUUAAAAGAGGAGAGAACCGCUAAUGAUGGAUGCGAUGAUACAGUCGUAAUAUCUGGAAUGGCGGGCAUAUUUCCAGAUUCCAAUAGUGUGAAGGACCUAUCAGAUAUUCUGUAUAACAAGAUAAACCCAGUAAACAACGAGAACAGCCGCUGGAAUUAUGACCACCCCGAAGUAGCACAGUACACGGGCAAAGUGCCUGGAAUUAAUUUAUUCGAUGCGCAGUUCUUCAAAGUGUUCUACCAUCUUGCCGAUAACAUGGAACCGAUGACCCGCAAGUUGUUAGAAAAGACAUUUGAAGCUAUUUAUGAUGCUGGUAUGUGCCCGGAAGAGCUUUCUGGAAAGAAAGUUGGUGUCUACAUCGGUAACGAAAAUUCUGCAACUGAACAAGUUAUCUGUGAAUGGAAUGAGGCAAAGUGUGGAAUCUCUUUAUUAGGGGUUUCUAAAACAAUGUAUGCCAACCGCAUCUCCUAUUGGUUAAAUGUGAAGGGUCCGUCUUUGGCCAUCAAUGAGUCCGGCUGCAGUUCCAUCAAAGCUAUAGAGCAAGGUUACCUCGCCAUCAAACACGGCGAGUGUGAAGCUGCCAUCGUCGGAGGAUCAUCACUUUGCUUGCAUCCUCAGUCAACCAUACAUUAUGGAAGAGCAACGAAGAUAAGUAUGGAUGGUAAAACGAAAUCCUUUGAUACUGAAGCUGGUGGCUGCGCUAUAUCUGAGGCAAUUGGUAUUCUAUUCCUUCAAAAAGCUAAAAAUGCUUUAAGAGUUUAUGCCGACGUUGUACAUGUGAAAAAUGAAUUUAUUUCACUUCCUCGAGAUAAAGCAGGUCCAAGAUUUGGUUUUUAUCGAGAUCCAGAAAACAUGGCCAACUUUAUAAGACAGUUUUAUGACGAAGCGAAAGUACUGCCACAAGCUAUUGAAUAUGUAGAAGCCUUUGGUUCAGCUGAACCGGAAGCUGAUAAAGCAGAACUAAAGGCAUUUGAAACAGUUUACUGUACCAACAGAAGUGAUCCUCUUUUAGUGGGCAGUGUUAUGUCAAACAUUGGAUAUGCCGAAGCUUCAUCGGGGAUAGCAGCGAUCACCAAGGUCCUUUUAGGGUAUCACCAUGGACAGCUCGCGGGCAAUUUGCACUGUGAUUCGCCAAGACAAGAUAUAGAUGCUUUGCGUAAUGGCCGUAUGCGCAUUGUUACCGAUCAUCAGACUUUUGGACGGACAUACACUGCUGUCAAUAAUAUCUCUCUGACUGGAAGUAAUGCUCAUGUCCUGUUAAAUGGCCAUUACAAACCUAAGGAUACUUCAAGGUAUAAGGCAAAUUUCCCGCAAUUGGUUACUCUAUCAGGCAGGCAAGAAUCAUCUGUUGAGAAGAUAAUUCAGGAUUUGAAAUCUCGUCCUAUUGAUCCAGAGGAAUUGGCCUUACUCCGUAAUAUUCACAAAACCAGAAUUUCUGGUCAUUUAGGAAGAGGAUUUAUUCUUCUUGAUACAAGUGAAAAUAACGAAACUGUAUGUCUACAUGAAAAGUUAAACUACUACGACGAUGCCAAGCGACCUCUGUGGUUCGUAUACAGCGGAAUGGGCUCCCAGUGGACUGGUAUGGGAGCUCAGCUCAUGAGGAUUCCUGUGUUUGCUGCGGCCAUUGAGAGAUGUCGGCGUGUCUUGGAACCCAAAGGAGUGGACAUUGUGCACAUAAUCACAUCUACAGACGAAACAAUCUUUGACAAUAUUCUCAACUCUUUCGUCGGAAUCGCUGCUAUUCAAAUUGGACUAACGGAAGUUUUACAUGAACUCAAAAUCUUUCCCGACAUGAUUAUUGGACACAGUGUGGGUGAGCUAGGCUGCGCAUACGCAGACGGGUGCUUUACCGCGGAGGAAAUGAUACUGUCUGCAUACAGCCGCGGUCUGGUCUCCGUGCAGACGCCUUUCAUACGUGGAUCUAUGGCUGCUGUCGGAGUUGGCUACCAACAGAUAUCUAAAUUGUGUCCACCAGAGAUCGAAGUAGCUUGCCACAAUGGUCCUAACUCCAGCACAAUAUCUGGACCCGCUGAUAUUAUGAAAGGAUUCGUGGCUCAGCUAACUGCGAAAGGAAUCUUCGCUAAAGAAGUACCGUGCUCCAACAUUGCAUAUCACUCGCGAUACAUAGCUAAUGCAGGUCCAGGCCUGCUCAAGUAUUUGAGUGAAGUGAUCAAAUUACCCAAAGCACGCAGUAAACGCUGGCUUUCUACAUCAGUGCCAGAAGAAAUGUGGGAUGACCCGAUUGCCAAAUAUUCAUCGGCAGAAUAUCACACGAACAAUUUGCUUAAUGCAGUACUUUUCGAAGAGACAUUAAGACACAUCCCAUCAAAUGCAGUGUUGGUGGAGAUAGCUCCGCACGGUCUCCUGCAGGCUAUCCUCAAGCGGGCUUUGCCUGAAUCCUGCAGACAUGUGCCACUGACAAGACGUGGACACCCCGACAAUGCACAGUUUCUAUUAGAAGCAAUUGGAGAUCUCUACAUGGCGGGGUAUAGCGCACAUGUGCAGGCGCUUUACCCGAAAGUAGAAUUUCCAGUUUCCACUGGAACACCGAUGCUAUCACAUUUAGUAGAAUGGGCACAUAAUGAAAAAUGGGGUGCGAUUUAUUAUGACAAUGCGGAUAGAAAAGUAUCAGCAUGUUGCACGCAUGUCCUAUCUGUCCACGACGACGAUCAUCGUUAUUUGACAGGACAUGUGGUAAGAGGAAAAAAUACGUACCCUUUUGCUGCUACCCUUGUAGCAGUUUGGGAUACACUAGCUAUGAUCCUAGGAUUGCCAAAGAAGCAAUUCUCAGUCCAGUUCCGCGACGUACACCUGCACUCGCAGCCCGCGCUGCACGACCAGACACAAUUGCGACUGACCGUAGCAAUACAUAGAGGGAACGGUCGCUUUGAGGUUAUGGACGACAAUAUUAAAGUCGUAACAGGUUUUGUUAUUGAUGAAUUAGACAAAAAGAUAAAAUCCUUCAAAGAAGAAGUCAAGUUUGAGGACGUUAUGGAAUUACAAUCAAAUGAUAUAUACCAAUUAUUGAAUGCUAGGGACUAUAAUUAUUGGAAUGACUUCCGUAGUAUUUAUAAUGCUAACACGACAUUUACAAAAGCUCAUCUAUUGUGGAAAGACAAUUGGGUUACAUUUAUUGAUGGGAUGAUCCAACUCAAUGCACUUAGGCGAUUUCAUGAAAGUGUUUCACAGCCUUACUUUAUUAGAAAAAUUGAAAUUGACGUAAAUGAUCAUAUUACCUUAAAUAAAACCUUGAUAGAUAACCAUAUUACAAUACCAGUGAACGUAUCUGAUGUCACCCAAAGCACCAGAUGUGCAGGCGUCAGCAUUGAGAAUUUGAAAUUUUACGACCUACCGUCGACGAAUAGGGAACGAAUCGCAUUAAAAACAUCAAAAUUUGUCCCCCACAACUCCACUAACGGUAUCAAUGAAGUUACUGCGAUGAAUGUAAUUAUGCAAAUACUUGCAGAAAAUUUAAAUAAAUGUAAUAUUAAUGCUGUUGAAGUAAUCGAAUACAAAGGUCAGACAAAAUUUAAAAAAAUUCUAAAUUACACUUAUGAUAUACCUGAACUAAAUAUUAACGUAUUACAAAUUUGUCGAGACGAUUUAACCAAAAAGUCUGAAGAUUUUUUUGAAGACAUUGAUGCACUAAUGGUGACGAAUUUAGCUGCUGAUGAUAAUAUGUGUCAAGUCCUUCAUCGCGUACUCAAACGAGAUACUUUCCUGAUUAAUCAAGAGGAAAGUAUUGAUUUGCCGAUCACUCGUCCGUCACUACUUUACCGCAGUGUGUGUGCCCACACGAUUGGGUCGUCACGUCUGGAACUUGAUAUAUGGCGCCCUUCUGAUAUCACUGUUGGAACGAGUGUUGUUACUAUGUUUUCUCAAGCUGACCUCACCCAACUUCAAGCUCAAUUAUCCACAUUGCCUCCAAGACAUAAACUUAUUAUACUAACGUUGGAUCCUCCACCUCCUGGAUUGAAAGAUCUUAUUAAAGAGUGGAGAAAUAAAGAUAAUCGUAAAAUUCAUCUUUUAAUUAAUAAACAUAAAGUAUUUGACGAACAAUGCCUGAAUCAAAUGCCGUUUAUAGAUUUGGCUACAAAUAUUUUUGAAAACGGCAUCUGGGGUGGAGAGUAUUGUUUUCCAAUUCAAAAAAAAAUAACUAUCGGCCAAGACAUGUCGUUGGAAUGGACGCGGUUAGGUGAUAUAGAUUCUUUGCAUUGGACAAAAGCAACCAAAGCCAGCAACAGCCAUCCAGGCAUUCCUGUGAAGGUUCAAUACGUAGGAUUAAAUGAUGUGUAUGUGAAAAAUGUAUUAGGAAAUGCUUUACGUAAUUACGGUACUGAUAACAAGACAUGGGUCGAAUAUGACUUCAGUGGUACUACGGAAAGCCAAGCCCGCGUGAUGGGUAUUGCUUAUGGACAGUCCAUCAGCACCAGUGUAAAAGCGAAUCCGGAAUUAUUGUGGCCCGUGCCCGAGCAUUGGACUCUGGAGGACGCUGCUACUGUUCCUCUAGCUUAUUGCCUGGCAUUUUACUGUCUUUGCUUCCGAAGUCGGCUAUACCAUGGUAACAGUAUUCUCGUGCAUGGAGGCGCCGGAGCUCUGGGUCAAGCGGUCAUAUCUAUUGCGCUGGCGUUUGGAUGUGAUAUUUACACUACAGUCAGUAAUAUCAAGAAGAAACAGUUUUUACUAAAGUUGUUCCCAGAACUAAAAGAGGAUCAUAUUGGUAAUUCCCGGGAUAGCUCUUUUAGAGAUAUGGUUCUAGAAGGUACCAGAGGAAAAGGUUGCCAUAUAGUCAUCAGUUCCGUUACGGCAGACCUACGAACCGCUUCACGCGAGUGUUGCUCAGCUUUCGGAUUUGUUGUCGACACAUCAGUAAUAAUGGAUAACGAAGAAGACAACUUUGAAAUGUUUUACUUAACCAAAUCUAGGUCUUAUUGCACGCAGCGGUUUUCCACGUUAUUCGAACCUCAAAACGCAAAAGAUUUAAAUAAGCUGCAACUAAUGGUGAGCGAAGGAAUCGCGCGUGGCUACGUCCGACCGCUAACACGCGUGGUGUACCCGGCUGCCGAGGCGGCACGCGCGGUGCGCUUGCAAGCCGGCAGCAAGCAUUACGGCAGAGUGCUGCUUCACGUGCAAGAUGAUACAUUGUACUGCACCGACACUAAAAUAAAUUGCUCUGCUGAUAGAUUGCAGCUUCUGUUGUUAGACGAUGAGGUUUUGGGAAUACGAUUGGCCGACAGGCUGAUAAGCCGCGGUGCUAAAGAACUUGUACUGCAUUGUCUCAGUAAGACAAACAGCAUAUUGUUUAAACUUAGGUCCUGGGAGAAACUAGGCGUUCAUUGUUCAGUGUUAUACGGAAAUGCUUGGAGUAAAAACAUUUUUGACUUAUUGAACAAAAAGAGCAUUGACGAAGUUGAAGGAAUAUAUUGCGUUUUAGAUUCAAAUACGCAAAGUGAAAAUAUUUUACAAAGCUUGGAAAUUUUAAAUUCUUCUAUUCGAACAUCGAGCAGUGCUCUAAGGUAUUUCGCAGUAAUUGAUUUUAGAAAAGAUGUAAGUGAGCGAAUAAACCUCACAGAACCUCAUGCAGUAUUUACGAUUAUCAAAUUACCGCCAUGGAUAGAAAUUGGAAAAAAAAUUGAUAGAGGCUUUAUUUCAAUAAAUAAUGCUGUUGAUGCUAUUGAAAAAGCGUUAUGCUCACAGCAACGCUAUGUAGAAGUGCAUCGCACGCGAAAUUCUAGUUGCAACAUAUUACAAGAAGUGGCUGAAGUAGCAGGUAAAAAUAUAGUAAUACCGCAUGAUGUUUCACAAGAAAUAACUCUGAAAGACUUGGGAAUGAAUGUUGCAAAAUCACAUAUUAUUCGGACUAGUUUGUAUGAAGAUUACAAUAUAUUACUAGACGAGAAUAUAAUACCAUUGUUAACAAUCAAAAAAAUACGAGAAUUAGAAGAUGGAAUGUUAUGGAAAGAUUUACCUGAAACAAAAGAUUUAACAACAUUCUUCUCAUACGUUGAACAAGAUGCUGUCGUAGCAACCACGGACAUAGUAAUAUUGCCAACAUUAACUACAAGUGCUAAUUUGAGAGCUGAUGAAUGCUACGUUAGACAAACGUUCAUGUGCAUAGUACCGGGCGUAGAAGGGUUACACCUGCGAUUCAGUGAAUUUAGUAAGCGGCUCAAGUUACCCGCACUCGUACUGCAGCCAGGCGUCGACAGACCUCAUGAGACUAUUCAAGAUAUAGCGCAAAGAUACAUUAAGAUUCUACAAAAAAAGACUCAACUGAAGGGGCGAUUUUAUCUUCUUGGGUAUGAAAGUGGAGUUUUGGUGGCGCUAGAAAUGGCUGCAAUUCUUGAAGACCAUGGGUUAACGGGGACAAUAUUCUGUAUCGGUGGUUCACCAAAAGAUGUUCAAGCUACAUUUGAAGAAAAAUUAGCUGAUUUUGAAACAGAAGAAUCAUUGCAAACUGCAGUAAUACGGCACAUGUUUGCUUUGUUGAUCAACGAUGACAACUUGGAAGACCUGGAUUGCGUGCUAAAGCGCAACUGUACUUGGACAGAAAAAAUAUAUUUGUGUGUGCAGAAACUUCUGGGACGCUUUAACCACUCGAUUCAGUAUGUUCAAGAGUGUAUUGAAGCGGCGUACGGGAGAAUACUACAAGUACGACGCUAUCAGUCAGACCCGCGUCCACUUCGUUCUCUCCUCAUAUCUAUUCGACCAUGGUCAUCUGCGUCACAUAAAGCUUCCUUACAAAAUCACUCGCAACAACAAGUAGUGGAGUACGAUUUGGAAACGCCUUUAGCUUUUACAACACAAGAUUUACGUUGUGCUUCCAUUGUGAACCGCCAUCUGGACAACGAUCUACUAAAAGAUUUUGAAAAGAAGAACUUGUGCGAAACUUACAUCAUCAGUCCUGAUAUCUUCGCAACCAUUGUUAAUUAAAUUAAUAGAAUAGCAUUAUAAUAUUUAUUAAUUAUAUCUACCCAUUUUAAUAUUAAAACACCACAGUAUUGUACUGUGACGAUGUGAUGUAAGGAUGUAAUAAAAAUUGAUGUGGUUAUAGA